Stegodyphus dumicola is the source of this 2488-nucleotide messenger RNA. RefSeq names its product lactosylceramide 1,3-N-acetyl-beta-D-glucosaminyltransferase A-like. Gene Ontology annotation, molecular function: hexosyltransferase activity. NCBI's taxonomy places the organism in Eukaryota, Metazoa, Arthropoda, Arachnida, Araneae, Eresidae. Gene Ontology annotation, biological process: protein O-linked glycosylation. Gene Ontology annotation, cellular component: Golgi membrane. The record is from RefSeq and is a predicted model, not a curated record.
ACUUUUACCGCAGGUGGAGCGAAGGUGAAAAUGAAUAAUGCCGUUUAGAAACAGCGCCAGUCGAAAAUGGUAAACUAAGUGUGUAAAUUUUGAAUUUUUUUUUCCAUGUGCGUUAUUGCAGCAGUUUUUCCAAAAAUGACACGCAGAGAUUAUUAUUUUAGAAUGGAAACUCAAUGGAAAUCCAGAAAAGUUACGGGUUUCAUAUACUGAAAUAAAAAUUAACAUGCGGACAGAACGCAUAUAUUGCUGAAAUGCGGAAUAAAAGUUUUCUUCAAAUACCAUUGAAAAGUCGCAUUUUACGAUUAUAUUAUAAUGACUAGAUUCACGUCAUUAAAUAAGUCGAAAUUCAUUUUCUUCAAACUUUGUUCAGUUUCUGUAACAGGUAUUUUAUUUAUACUGUACUACUGCUACUAUUAUGAUGGAAGCUUCCUGAAAAAUGAAAAAUAUUUUUUAAAUAGUGAAAGAGUGACAGGCAACAGCUUACUUGAUUUUAGGAAUUUUGAGUAUAUAAUAAAUAAUGAUAUUUGUAAAGGUAAUGUGCACAUACUCAUACUUGUGCAUACUGCUCCUAACCAUUUCCAUCACAGAAAUGUAAUUAGAAGCAUGUGGGGCAAUCUUGGACCAGAAUUUCCUGUGAUCAAAAUAGUUUUUCUUCUAGCAGCAACAGAGGAAUUUCAAGCAAAUAUUGAACGUGAGAAUUACUCUUACAGAGACAUAGUUCAAGGUAAUUUUCUUGACUCUUAUCGUAAUUUAACAUACAAACAUGUCAUGGGUUUGUCCUGGGCAUCAGAAUACUGUGCACAUGCCAGAUAUCUUCUGAAAAUGGAUGACGAUAUUUUUAUAGAUGUUUAUCAACUGCUUGAUUAUAUAUACACAAAAUUUAAAUAUUUCGAUUUGGAAAAUAAUAUAGCUUGCUAUUUUCAACAACACAUGCCAGUGGUCAGGGAUCCAGUCAGCAAGUGGUAUGUCUCCAAAGAGGAAUUCUCAUCGGAUACUUUUGAUGAUUACUGCUCAGGAUGGGCUUACCUGACAACACCACAUGCAGCAAAAACUUUAAUUUAUUCUGUAAGAAAGCUUCGAUAUUUUUGGGUUGAUGAUGUACAUUUAACAGGCUCUGCUGCCAAAGCUGCAGGAAUCGGCAAAAUAUCAUUAAAUUAUUUAUAUGCACUAGAAACAGAUGGAUUAAUAGAAUGGGUAAGUAAUUCAAAUGGUUUAAAAUGGGAUAAAGUAUUUGCUCCAACAUGGGGAGAUUUAAUACUUACCAGAAAGGCACAUGAAAAAGCCAAGCAAUGUUAUAUUUCAAAGUGCAAAUGCUGCUAUGCUCGGAAGACCACUGUGAGACCUAUAACUGUUUCUACUACUGUUAAAGGUGUUGCAAUACCUCUUCAUGCAUUUUAAAGUUUAUAAUAGACUAUAAAAUUAAAAUAAAAUGAAAAAAUACUAUUAAAAUUAAUUUUACCAAAAAAUUCUACAGUUAAAAUUUUAUUCAUAAAAAGUCAAUAAAUGUGUUUUUUCACUAGCCAAUCACUAAAUUAUAAUUGUAAUUUAAAAGUUUUUCAUCCUAAACAUAAUGAAAAACAAUAGACAUGAAUUACAAACAUUCCAUAAAAUUUGUACUGAGCAAUACUCUUUUUUUAAUAUAAAAAUAUUUGAAAAAAAAAAAAAAAAACCCAAGAGUUAGUAUUAUUUAUAAAACAAAGAAAAUGCUUAGUUACCAUAUUAUUUGUUACAAAAAAUGAAUUUUCUCUAAAAAUAUUUGAUUUAAGGUUAUUCCUAAAAACUCUUUUUUAAUAACAUAUGUACUGAAAUGCAAAUAUGAUUAAGAGUAGUAGAGAAAUUCAAAAAAAGCUAAGAAAUAAAACAAGCAUCACUAUUAAAAACUAUUUAGAAAAAUAAAUUCAUGACUCCGAUCAAAACUAAAACUGAAAUCAUGAAUUUUACAGGAUGCACAUUUAUUUGAUAUAAAAUAUUUCAAGCAAUUUAAUUUCAAUAUAUAAUUCAUAUUAAACAAAAUUACCACCAAGAAAUUAUGUUUUAUUAAUUCCUAGAAAUUCUUAAAAAAUAAAUAUAAUAUUUCUUAGAGAAAUGCAAGUGUUAAUGAUGAACAUAAUGUUUCACAGAAUAUUAAACAUAUUUUGUGGAUGAAAUUAAAAAUUACAAUGCUGCAACUGAAUGCACAAGCUAAAUUUUUUUUAUUUUUUGAGAGAUGCUAGCAUAAAACUGAAAAGAUAAUAGUUCUUUGUUGUUACUUAUAAUUUUCUUCUUCUCUUAAAGAUACUGUAUAUUAUAAAAAAAUAUAAUUGCCCAUGUAUUGUUAUCUUUGAAUUAUUUUGAACUUGCUAAUUUUUUAAAAUUCCGUACACUAUUAUAUGAUUACUUGCUAACGCACCCGCUUGAUAAUAUUUGAGGGAGGAAAACAAAAUUAACUUUUUUUGGGGGUGGGCAGCGGGGGGAUUUUACAUAAGCUUAUUUUAUUUUAAUUGCUGAA